Molecule: messenger RNA, 1421 nt
Organism: Apaloderma vittatum (bar-tailed trogon)
Lineage: Eukaryota; Metazoa; Chordata; Aves; Trogoniformes; Trogonidae
Gene: RNF150
Product: ring finger protein 150
Exons: 8
Coding region: 1-1122 (373 amino acids)
Source: RefSeq, a predicted model, not a curated record
AUGAAUCCAGACUCUGCAGCUGCAGCUUUCACAAAGGCUCUUCGCAAGGGCGACAAAAAUUACGUUAGCCGGUGCAUAGCAACUGUCAGGAGAUUCAGGCUGUGGGAUUCCUCUGGUGAGCUGGGAAUGAGCCGAGCUGCUCUUGUCCCUGCUUCUCCUGGGGAAGAGUGCAGCGAUGCUUUGACUUGCUCAGGUUGUGAAGCCGUGCAGGGAUCUGUGAUGGGAAAUAUUUCCGAUCUCAACGCCGAGUUCAGAGGGGCUUCUCUUGACAAGCUCGUGACCUUGCGAAGCCUAGAAGAUGUUGUAGCAAUAAUGAUUCCUGAACCCAAAGGAAAAGAGAUAGUGAGCCUCCUGGAGAGGAACAUUACUGUGAUGAUGUACAUAACCAUCGGGACUCGCAACUUGCAGAAGUACGUCAGCCGGACCUCUGUGGUGUUCGUCUCCAUCUCCUUCAUUGUGCUGAUGAUCAUCUCGCUGGCAUGGCUGGUCUUUUAUUACAUCCAGCGAUUCCGCUACGCAAAUGCCAGAGACAGAAAUCAGCGCCGGCUCGGAGAUGCUGCAAAGAAAGCCAUCAGCAAGCUACAAGUCAGAACAAUCAGGAAAGGUGAUAAGGAGACUGAGCCAGACUUUGAUAACUGUGCUGUUUGUAUUGAAGGCUACAAACCCAAUGAUGUUGUCAGAAUUUUGCCUUGCAGGCAUCUUUUCCACAAGACCUGUGUAGACCCCUGGCUGUUAGACCAUCGUACCUGCCCGAUGUGUAAAAUGAAUAUUCUAAAAGCUCUAGGGAUCCCGCCAAAUGCAGAUUGCAUGGACGAUAUACCUCCAGACUUGGAAGGAUCCAUAGGAGGACCGCCAACCAACCAGAUAACGGGAGCCAGCGAUAUAACAGUGAACGAGAGCUCUGUAGCCCUGGAUCCCCCAGUGCGGACUGUGGGAGUACUACAAGUCAUCCAAGACGUAGACUCCUUUCCCCAGGCUGGGGAGGGUAACUUCACAACAAGCAAUGAACAGGAGCCAGCAGUCAGCAGUGAUUCAGAUAUUUCACUGAUUAUGGCGAUGGAGGUUGGACUGUCCGAUGUGGAGCUUUCCACUGAUCAAGACUGCGAAGAGGUGAAGUCUUGAAAAACAAACCAGAGAUCCAACACUAAACUACAGGGGAGGAUCACAGGGAGGGACCGAGUCAGCUUUCUAGGAUUUGGACCAGUCAUGCACAUGCCUCCAGAGCACUGUCACUCCUGCACACUCCAUUCUGAGAUGGUCACGAAAAGCAAUAGCAACAGUUGUGUCUGCCUGGAUGCGGUUUCAUCAUCUUCAUACGUUCAUUUUGUUCACGUGGGAGAUGAACGCUUCCAGUUUACCCACGGGCUUGAGAGCAGUCAUGUAACUCUUCAGUGGCUCACAAAUAAGCAACUGAAAUGACA